This is a messenger RNA of Diachasmimorpha longicaudata, 1684 nucleotides long. It is a transcript of the gene swi2, whose product is annotated as protein singed wings 2. Gene Ontology annotation, cellular component: extracellular matrix. Gene Ontology annotation, molecular function: protein binding. The record is from RefSeq and is a predicted model, not a curated record. The transcript is spliced from 9 exons. NCBI's taxonomy places the organism in Eukaryota, Metazoa, Arthropoda, Insecta, Hymenoptera, Braconidae. The coding region runs from base 135 to 1544 and encodes 469 amino acids.
CGCUGAGUUUGGUAGUAGUAGAAGAUUUUCAUCACUCUGGGAUCAUCAUCAUCUUGACAAGUACACAGAACUGCGGUGAAAAAAAAAUAGUUGUCAGUAAAAGUCUUAAAACUUACGUUGAUCGCCACUGAAAAAUGAGAAUACUCACGGUGGCAGUGAUUGGGAUACUGUGUUGUGAAUAUGCUGGAGGAUAUGGGGGAGUCAAGGAGAGCCAUCCCUGCACUGUACAUCACCCCAGGGGGAGGGAAAUCGUUGGGGAGGAUGAGUGCUUCCUGACGGAUGGGGAUCAGCAUCUCUGGUGUUUCGGGGAUUCUUAUCGACUGUGGAGUCAUAACGGAUCAAUAGACCUGAGAACCGUGACAAUCUGCAACUGGCUCCACCCGUCCAUCGAUCUCCAGGACAUCGUCUCGAAAUUCCCCAAGAUCAGAAAACUCAUAAUUGCCAACAGCAAUCUGACAACUCUGUCCAAGUCUUUCUCCAGCGAUGCGAAACACCUCGAGAAAAUCCACAUAACGGGGACCCGGCUCCAAGGACUGCCCAGGGAUACCUUCAAACAUUUAUCUGGUCUCAAAAUUUUGGACAUUAGGAGCAAUGCACUGACGGAGAUUGAUCCAGCUGCACUAGUUGCACCGAGACUCCAGCAUAUACUCCUGGCAGGUAAUCCCUGGAAAUGUGAGGAUAAAACAAUGACCUGGAUUCUGAAUAUGACGCAUGGAUCUGUUGCCCGGAAAAUUGGGGAUAGAGAUAAAUUACACUGUGCUCAUCCGUACGAGGGACGACCUUUGGUGCCAGUGGUGGAAAUUAUUGCGACACUGAGGGAAGAGUGCAGCAGGACAGUUUGUGAAUGUGAAUUAGUUUACGUUGUGGGACGGCUUGGUAAACAAACGCAGAGAAACUUAAUAGCAUUUGUAUCAACAAAUUGCAGUCACAGGGGACUGAGAGAAAUGCCAGAGUUUAUUCCAGCAAAUACGACAACGUUAUGGGUAGAUGGAAAUCAGAUCACGGACUUGAGUCCUUUACUCACAAAUCCAGUCUACGGACAAGUCCUUGACUUAUAUCUGGAUAACAAUGGAAUCGCAUCGAUCAAUCAACUGGAAGGCUCCGUCUGGUUUGACAACUUCCGAGUCUUGAGUUUGAGAGGAAAUAAAUUGACCGACUUGCCAACGUAUGCGUUCGAGAAUGUUCUACUAAAGAGUGGAAAUGCCGUUAGUUUGUAUUUGGGAGAUAAUCCAUGGACCUGUGACUGCCUCUUCACACCUGGAUUCCAGGAUUUAUUGAGACGCUACACAAAACUGGUGAAAGACAUCAACGAAAUUCGCUGUCACUCAGCGAAAAAUUUUGAAAAUCUUGACAAACCAAUACGUGACCUAACGCGAACCGAAAUUUGCAUCAGCGAGAGUGAAACGACUUGGCUCUAUCCACUGGACGUGUUGAACGUAUUUCUUGCAUCAAUGAUUAUUUUCAUUCUGGGAAAACUUGUGUACGAUUAUUGGUCCUUCAAGCGAACGGGAAAAUUGCCCUGGCUAGUUGCCAAAAUUCCUUGAGCACUUGAUGUUAAUGGUGUUAAUGAAACUCGUAUAAAUUACCGACUAUUCAGCUCGUACUCACCCAGUUGUAAGUUAAAAUGUCGUCCUGGUGGCACUCUUCUGCGAGAAUCAAGCGAAAUAAAAAGUUGGGAAAUUAA